UCUCUCGCUCUCUCUCUUUCUCUCUCUCGCCGGAAAUAUGGCAACGACGGCCCAGCUCCGCUAUUCUCCACUCCCCAACCAUCACAGAAUUGCCCGAAAACGUCACUUUCGCGGUGAAGCUUCACUCUUUCCGUCUAUAUUUUCCCCAUUUCACUCCACAAACACCUCAGCAAACCUCUCCCUCACUCCCCUCCAGCUCAGAGCUUCAAGUACUAGUUCCGCCUCAAAACUAGAACUUUCUGGCGACGGCGGAAAUUAUGGUGGUGGAAUUGGCCGCGGUACUGGUGGUGGCGGUAGUGGUGAGGGGUGGAGUUCCGGCGGAAGCAAAGAUGGAGAUUCCAGCUGCGAUUCGGGGUUCGGAAUUUUUGGGCUGUUCUUGAAUGGGUGGAGAUCUAGGGUUGCUGCAGAUCCGCAGUUUCCCUUUAAAGUUUUAAUGGAGGAGUUAGUUGGUGUUAGUUCUUGCCUUCUUGGAGGCAUGGUGGCUCGGCCCAAUUUCGGUCUUAAUGAACUUGAUUUCGUGUUCUCCACUGUCGUCGUCGGAUCGAUUCUUAAUUUUGUUCUCAUGUAUCUGUUAGCACCUACGAUGUCAUCUUCUUCAUCUACUCUCCCUGCUAUCUUCGCGAAUUGCCCACAGAGCCACAUGUUUGAGCCUGGAGCUUAUGGUCUUCUCGAUCGGUUUGGGACUUUUGUUUAUAAAGGAAUAGUUUUUGCCGCUGUAGGGUUCGCAGCUGGACUCGUUGGAACGGCAAUUUCUACUGGGUUGAUUAAGUUGAGGAAGAAGAUGGAUCCGAGCUUUGAGACACAGAAUAAGCCUCCACCAACGUUGCUGAGUGCUUUUACUUGGGCGCUUCAUAUGGGUUUGAGCAGUAAUGUUAGGUACCAAACAUUGAAUGGGAUGGAGUUUUUGCUGGCGAAAGGGCUGCCUCCUGUGGCUUUUAAGAGCUCAGUGGUAGUUUUGAGGUGUUUGAAUAAUGUUCUUGGUGGAGUUUCGUUUGUGGUGUUGGCGAGGUUGACUGGAGCACAGAAGAGCGAAAAGACUGUGGUUUCUGUGUCGGAGACAGGUUCGGCUGGAGAGAAGGUGAAGCUGUUAGAGGGGGGGGGGGGGGGGUGAGGAUUUGCAGAGCAGCGAAUCCACUUGUAAGUGAUUAGUUCAUCUUCAUGGGUUUUUCCUCUUAAGAUAAUGAUAGGGUUUCCUUCUUUCUUUUUUUCCCUUUCAAUGUAGUAGGGGAACAUAGCACUCAUUUAGAUUAGGUUUUCAUUGAGGGAUGGGUUCUGAUGGGUUUCUCUAUUUUUGUGUAAUUUGAAGUUACACGCAUGAGUGAAUUUUUUUUCUGGGCCCUAAUUUCCUUCUUUGUGAGCUGAUGGAUUAAUCUAUUUCCAUACUUUUGUUUGUG
Messenger RNA from Telopea speciosissima, 1394 nucleotides. RefSeq names its product protein RETICULATA-RELATED 3, chloroplastic-like. The transcript has 2 exons. The record is from RefSeq and is a predicted model, not a curated record. Lineage: Eukaryota; Viridiplantae; Streptophyta; Magnoliopsida; Proteales; Proteaceae. The coding region runs from base 38 to 1111 and encodes 357 amino acids.